Molecule: messenger RNA, 1267 nt
Organism: Aspergillus sclerotioniger CBS 115572
Lineage: Eukaryota; Fungi; Ascomycota; Eurotiomycetes; Eurotiales; Aspergillaceae
Product: palmitoyl-protein thioesterase family protein
Exons: 1
Coding region: 228-1262 (344 amino acids)
Cellular component (GO): lysosome
Molecular function (GO): thiolester hydrolase activity; palmitoyl hydrolase activity
Source: RefSeq, a predicted model, not a curated record
AGCAACCCGGACCAGAGCAGUCUAGCGCUGUACCUGGUCACAUGCCGAUCUUACGUCAGGCACGGACAACGUGACACCACUCCACACUCCUCCGCGGUUCCCCGUCCCAGUCCCAGUCAGUACCUAUACCUCCGUCUCCAACCUCCCCAUCCCAAUCAACCUCAACCUCAACCUCAACCACAUCCACACCUCCAUCUCACCUACAACCCACAACAGCCCUCCAAAAAAUGCGCCCCUUACCACCGCUCCUCACGCUCCUCGCCCUCCCCCUCACCGCCACCACCCACCCAACCUCCCAAACACCCUUCCAAACAACACCAUCACCACCACCAACCACAAACACCACCAGCGAACUCCGCCCACUCCCCUUGGUAAUCUGGCACGGCCUCGGCGACAACUACCUCAACCCAUCCCUCCAAUCCCUAAUAACUCUGGCCGAGAAAACCAACCCAGGCACCUACACCCACCUAAUCCACCUCUCCCCCUCCAGCAGCGCCGACCGUCAAGCCACCUUCCUCGGCAACCUCACGACCCAAAUCACCCAAGUCUGCGCUCAACUCGCCUCCGACCCAAUCCUCAGCACCGCCCCCGCCAUCAACGCCCUGGGCUUCUCCCAAGGCGGCCAAUUCCUCCGCGGCUACAUCGAACGGUGCAACAAUCCCCCCGUCCACAACCUCAUCACCCUCGGCAGCCAACACAACGGCAUCUCCCAAUUCCAAGCCUGCGAAUGGACGGAUCUCAUCUGUCGGGGAUCCGAAGCCCUGCUUCGCUCAGGCCGAUGGUCACCCUUCGUUCAGGGCCGGUUGAUCCCCGCGCAGUAUUUCCGGGAUCCGUCCAGCGAGGCUGAAAUGGAGGAAUAUCUCGCGAAUAGUAACUUCCUUGCGGAUAUUAAUAAUGAGCGGGCGGUGAAAAAUGCAACGUAUAAGGAGAAUCUGGGCAAGCUGAAUAAGUUCGUCAUGUAUAUGUUUGGGGCGGAUAAGAUGGUGCAUCCGAAGGAGUCGAGUUGGUUUGCGGAGGUGGAUGGGCAGGGUGGUGUCGUGGGGUUGAGGGAUAGGGAGGUUUAUAAGCAGGAUUGGUUGGGGUUGAGGGGGUUGGAUGAACGGGGGGGAUUGGUGUUUCGGACGCUAGAGGGGGGACAUAUGGAUGUUGGGGAGGGGGAGUUGGAGGGGAUUUUUGAGGAGUGGUUUGGGGAUGUGGAGGUGGAGUUUGAUGAGGGGGGCGUGGGGAGGAGGGUUUUGGGCGUGCAGGGGGGGAACUAUUAGAUGGG